AUGGGCAUCAAAAGAACCAGCACGUUGUCCUCUACCACCCUCACAUCUCAUCCGCUACCAACCGCCUUCUGGAUUGACGAAAAAAGCAAGAAAUUGGCCGAUUUUUACCCAAAAUCUCCAUAUCUCGUUCGGGCGAUUUUGAGCACCAUUUGCUUCGAUCCAGAACAGCAGCUCCUCCCAUUUGUUACUGUUCAUCGCACCAGUUUUUGGGCUGCCAUCGCCUCCUCCGGCCACCCCAAGCGACGACAUGGAUAUCAAAAGAACCAGCACGUUGUCCUCUACCACCCUCACAUCUCAGCCGCUGCCAACCGUCGUCUGGAUCACCGAAAAAAGCAAGAAAUUGGCCGGUUUUUACCCAAAAUCUCCAUUGCUCGUUCGGGCGAUUCCGAGCACCAUUUUCUUCGAUCCAAGUAUGAUUUUUCAACCUCUCGAGUUGUUCUUGCUGCUAGUUGUGUUGGUUAG
Molecule: messenger RNA, 462 nt
Organism: Prunus armeniaca (apricot)
Lineage: Eukaryota; Viridiplantae; Streptophyta; Magnoliopsida; Rosales; Rosaceae
Source: the annotation of a GenBank genome assembly